AUGUUUGCAGCUAGUUUGCUAGCAAGGUUCAUGCAUUGUCCCACUAGCAAACACCUUGGAACAGCAAAACGUGUCCUUAGAUAUGUAAAAGGAACCUUGGAUUAUGGUCUGGAGUAUGUGAAAGGAAAAGGGGCAGUUCUAAUUGGCUAUUGUGACCGCGAUUGGAGUGGCUCAGUGGAUGAUAGCAAGAGCACAUCUGGAUACGCUUUUUCUUUUGGGAGUGGAGUGUUUGCUUGGGCCUCAGUCAAGCAAAAUUGUGUUGCACUCUCUACUGCAGAAGCUGAAUACAUCAGUGCCUCUGAAGCAACAACACAAGCUAUUUGGUUGAGAUUUGUCCUAGAAGACUUUGGAGAACUUCAAACAGAAGCUACACCUCUCCACUGUGACAACAUUUCAGCUAUUGCCAUUACAAGGAAUCCUGUUUUCCAUCAGAAAACCAAGCAUAUUGAUCGGAGGUAUCAUUUUAUUAAAGAUGCUUUGCAAGAAGGAACUGUGGAUUUGAUCUAUUGCCCCACAAAUGAGCAACUAGCAGACAUUUUUACUAAGGCAUUGGCUAAGGAUCGUUUCUGCUAUCUCAGAGAGAAACUCGGUGUGAAAUCAGCUCACAACUUAAAGGGGAGUGUUGAAAUAUAA
Molecule: messenger RNA, 633 nt
Organism: Prunus armeniaca (apricot)
Lineage: Eukaryota; Viridiplantae; Streptophyta; Magnoliopsida; Rosales; Rosaceae
Source: the annotation of a GenBank genome assembly